UUGGAAUGCCCAUAAACUCCGUUGACGUGUCUGUCAAAUAUCUUCAUUGUCGGCGUUCGAAUCAGAGGUUCUCAUUUCGGUAUCCUUUAUUGCUUUACGAAAUUAAUUAGAAUUAAAUUUUGUAAAAUAAGUACUGCAAUGUAUUACUUGGCAUUUAUAUGCGCCACGAUAGUGCUAUCAUGGAGCUCUACAAUAAUGGGGGACCGCAGUGUUACGGGUUAUCUUGAAGAAAAAGACCUAAACCGUUUGCGAGAAGUUUUCGCGGAUGCCAUUAGUUCCAAUGAUUUACAAGCGAUUUAUUAUUCAACGCUAAAUAUCAAGAUUGACGAUGAAAAUUAUUCGGCGGAAUUAUGCUCAAGUUUGAAGGCCCUUCAUGAAGCGUCCAAGUUAAAUGGUUAUGAAAAGGAUUUUUAUUAUAUUGGCUCUAGUAAAAAUCUUGUAUGUAAAAACAAAUUACCCGAGGCUUUAUUAGGAAGCGUUUAUGCUGUAUUCAAUACUGAGCUUAGUUCAUCCCAAGAAAUCUAUUACAGAGUUCUUACCCAUAAACUGCUGGGCGUUCAAAUUAAUGAACUAACUACUACUAAGAUUGCAAAGACUCUACAAGGCUUGUUAAAGAAAGACGACUCCAUAACUAGCUUGGGAUAUGCUUUCAAUGUUGCAGGGGAAUUAGGUACUGCUGCAUCAUUUGUUGCCGAUCGUGUAGAAGAUGCAGUUGUACAAGCAGAUGAAGUUGAUGGAAAGAUGUUGCAAUUUGAAGGAGGUCUUAGUAUAACUGCAUUAGUUGUGAAUGGAAUAUUCCGAGUAACUGAUAUUUUCAAAAAGCCCACUCCACUAAAUCCGGUACAAGCUGUUAAAUUUGCUUCUUAUUUUCUUAACCGGCGUUCAGUUCAAUCAGCAAAAGGUGCGCAUGUACUAAUUGAAGCUUUGAAGACAUUGAGUGGAGCGGGAAAUAGCGCUCCUAUCUGCAUUCAACUAAUAGGAAAUGGCCAACUGCAAGCAGAUGAUCCUGUGCUCAAUGUUGUUGUCGUUGAUUUGUUGGGAAAACCUGUAACACCCUCACCGAAAACAGUUUACGGGAAAAUUAUUUUAAAAAAAGAUAAUGCUGUACUUGCCGAAAAAGUUCAGUUAAUAUCGAAAUCAUCAGACAAAACCGUAUAUAAUGCGCAACUUUCUACCUACAAGCCGUCGCGGGGAGUAUAUUUUGCAGAAAUCAACGUAGAUAAUACAUUUACGCAAAAAUUGCAAUUCAAAGUACUCGGCCGUGUGAAAGUGCAUUCACUGGAAGUUGGUGUGACUGAUUCGGACUCUAGUUCAACUGUCAAAAAGCAAAGUAUUAUUUAUCCUCAAACUCUUAAGGGAACGUUAAAGGCAGAUGGUACACAAAAGCUUUUACUGAAAUCUGUGCUCAUUGAUGAAAGCACAACGAAGGUCAUAACAGUUCAGCAGGCCUUCGUACGUCUAUCUAAUGUGCAAUCGAAUGAAGAAAUAAUUUUCGUCGCUGAACAAGAUAGUAAUAAAGCUUACAAAUUUGAUAUGGAUGUAGGAUUACAUGGAGCUGAUUUUAGAUACAAAUCGGGUAUAUAUGAAUUACAUUUGAUUAUCGGUGACGCCUCUGUUUCGAAUUCAUUCCAAUGGCAUGUGGCGAAUGUUGAACUUAAAUUCGCUCAUGAACCAGAUACGUCGAAAAAGCAACCAAUCCGUAGUACGCUCCCAGAAAUUGAGCAUAUGUUCCGCCCGCCGGAAAAGCGACCACCACGAUUUGUUUCGGAUGUUUUUACUGGUUUGUGCUUAACUCCAUUGGUAUUAUUAUUAAUUUUCUGGAGCAAGUUGGGAAUUAACUUCUCAAACUUUACAUUUGCGCCUAGUACAAUAGGCUUUCACUUGGGAUUCGGCGGUAUAUUGGCAUUGUUUGGGGUAUUUUGGUUAUAUUUAAAUAUGUUCCAAACUCUCCGUUUACUUAUCCCCAUCGCAAUAUUCACUUUUAUCUGCGGCAAUCGUCUUUUACGUCACCUCCACGCACAGCGUGUAGGGAAGUCUUCAGUUUCUUUAUCCAGCGCUGCAUCCACGUGAACAGUAGGAAAGCAGAUCAUUAAUUCGGAAUUUUUAAACUAUGUCAGCAAGACAAAUAUAAAAUAAAAAAACUUAGGUCACAGAAAACAGUUCGGACCACUUAUGCAAAUUCUUGCAUUUAUUUUGUCAUUAUAAAUAAAGAUAAUACAUAAUACAAAAUAAAAA
This is a messenger RNA of Ceratitis capitata (Mediterranean fruit fly), 2235 nucleotides long. RefSeq names its product dolichyl-diphosphooligosaccharide--protein glycosyltransferase subunit 2 (gene OstDelta). Gene Ontology annotation, biological process: protein N-linked glycosylation. Lineage: Eukaryota; Metazoa; Arthropoda; Insecta; Diptera; Tephritidae. Bases 139 to 2070 code for a protein of 643 amino acids. The record is from RefSeq and is a predicted model, not a curated record. The transcript has 5 exons. Gene Ontology annotation, cellular component: membrane; oligosaccharyltransferase complex.